Molecule: messenger RNA, 1144 nt
Organism: Fomitopsis serialis
Lineage: Eukaryota; Fungi; Basidiomycota; Agaricomycetes; Polyporales; Fomitopsidaceae
Exons: 5
Coding region: 1-876 (291 amino acids)
Cellular component (GO): nucleus
Source: RefSeq, a predicted model, not a curated record
AUGGCUAUCGAACAUCCACUCGCACAACCCUCCGCAACACCUGCGCUGGCUUACAGUCGCCCCCCCUCCAUAGAGGAAGCUGUUUCACCAGGAGAGCAGGAUGUGCGAAACGAACGCACGACUACACCUCCGUCUCAAGAUGAGGCCGCUGACAGGUCGAAGAGCAGUGAGAAGAAGAUGCAUCCAUGUUGGAUGUGCCACAAAAGCUUCGACAGGCCGUCAACGUUACGGAAGCACCUCCUGGUGCACACGGGGCACAAAGCUUUUGCAUGUGACACAUGCGGUCGUCGGUUCGGUGUCCAGUCCAACUUGAACAGACACGCCAAGAAAUGCGCGCAGCGACCGGUGAAUCAAGGAGCGUCAGCGCAAGCCGCGGUGCCCGGGUCUUCGGCGGCAGAGGGAACUACUUAUGCAGAAGUAGCUGCCCCAGUUGAACUCGCAACCGAGGCGGCAGGCCCAUCCUCCGCGUCGACCUCCGCUAUCGCCCUCCAAGUGAUAAGCGCUCCCUCAGAGCAAACACGAGGUCGCAAACGCAAAGCUGCUCCGCCGAUGGAAGGCGGCCCAGACGACCAGGCUGGCGAAGUCUCUCGGAAGGAGAGACGUCCACGGCGGAAGAAAUCGCCCAUGCGCUGGGUGCCCGACUCCCUGAAACUCUACGACCUCACGCUCACGAACAAAGCGACGCCCGUCCCCCUCCCCUCUGUGCGCCCGUUCGUCGACUCCAACGGGAAGGUGCUCGAGGAGCGCGACUCGUACAACCCGGACGUCCACGACACUCCGUAUCAUCCUCGCGGCUGGAUGGGCAGGCUGCCCGGCCCCGGGCUGAUGGACGCCGGCGGCAGUGUGGCCAGUAGCGGGAGGCUGUUGAUAUUUUAGCAUUCGCUGCGUUGCAUACACGCGAAAUCUAUGGCAUCUCCUCUGUAGAACCUAAUAUCGGCCGGUAUUUACUUACGUGCCAGCGUGUCUCAAGUAACGUCUAUAAGGAUCGCGUUGUACCACCGUAUGUGCUGGGAUUCAUGAGUAUAUCUAAUGCCCUGGCAUACGUUCAUCAGUGACACUAUUGCAUUCAUUUAUGUAGGUACUAUAUACCGAGUUGGACCGUUUGGGUGAUUCGAAUUUGUCCGACUCAUCACUGCUCCCGAUC